AUGGCUCGAGAUCCUACGCCGGAGCCUGCACGCAUUUUGCGGUUCAAAAAUCAACUGGAGAAGGGCUGGGCCAAGGAGGCCCAGCUUACGAAACAGCGCGAAGAUGCUAAGUAUUCGCGGUCCAGGGGUUCUCGAGCCAUCGGCCAGAAUGUCGACGUUGAGAACAUCCGCAACUCCACUCACCGCGAGAAUUUCCUCGGCCACUCCGUCCUUGCUCCCGUCGGUCGCGCCGAGCGCCGUCGUGACCCGCUGUUCUGGAUGCGCAACAGGCAGAAUGCCGAAGAUCGCGAAGCGCUCGCAAAGGAGAUCAAGGAAGUUCAGGUUCGCGACAAGAUGGCCAUGAACGACCGGCUCGGACGCCCGACGAUGGAAGGCGUCGACGAGAUCCUCAACCCGAAGCCGCCCGCUCCGCCCGCUCCUGUCGCUGCUCCCGUGGAGAAGCCCGAACGCAAGCACAAGCAUCACCACCGCUCUCACCGUUCUCGCCGCGAUCGCAGCCGCUCUCCCGGCCACCGUCACCACCACCGUUCCCACCGCGAGCGCAGCCGCCCUCGUGACCGCCGUCACCGCCACGACGAGCGUGACCGCAGCCGUUCGCCGGACCGUCGCCACCGUCACCGCAGCCGCUCCCGUGAGCACCGUCGUCGCACUCGUGAUGGCGAGCGCGACCGCGAACGCGACCGCGACCGCGAACGCGACCGUUCUCCCGACAGGUCCCACCGUCACCGCGAUCACGAGCGUGACCGCCACGACAGCCGCGCGCACGAGCAGCAGCACCAUCACCACCACCGUCGCCAUGAGGACGACCGCAGCUUCUCCCGCCGCGGCAGCAGCUCGUCUUUCUACAGCAACCGCGAUGGUGACCGCGAGCGCUCGUUCGCCCGCCGUGGCAGCAACGCCUCCUUCUAA
Messenger RNA from Diplodia corticola, 909 nucleotides. Its product is annotated as multiple myeloma tumor-associated protein 2-like protein. The coding region runs from base 1 to 909 and encodes 302 amino acids. The transcript is spliced from 3 exons. The record is from RefSeq and is a predicted model, not a curated record. NCBI's taxonomy places the organism in Eukaryota, Fungi, Ascomycota, Dothideomycetes, Botryosphaeriales, Botryosphaeriaceae.